AUGACCAUUAUUAAAAAUGUCUUAAGGACAUUAUUGAAAUCAUUAUUAAAGUCUAACAUUAAAACUCAGUUUGUUUUAGUAAUACCAUUGUUACAUCUAUUCACCAUGUCUAUAAAAUUUCGCAAUGAAAAUCGUGUGUGGAGGAAUUUGCUCAGUCAUAUGGAACAACGCAUUGUUUUUUUGAGAAAAUGCGCCGAUAACAAUCUAAGUAAUCCAGUAAUUGAUGAAAACUGCAAUCAAUAUCGUGUAUGGAAAGACCUAUGUAUUAUUAAGUAUAACUUAUAUGAGUGGCUCGAGUAUAUUUAUCAUACAAUACCAUCAAUAGCAAUACUUAAAGUAGGAAAAAUUAUUUGUAAUCUUGAAAAUAGUGACGAGAAUGAUUGGAAAAAAAUAUUUAACUUCUAUAAAAGUUGGAUAAAGUACACUAAUUUUCAUACUUUAAAUAAAGUCAGCAUAUCUGAUGAAGUUUCAUUUACUAACAUACAGAUAUUAUCAUCUGCAACUUGGGGUGGUAAUUUGAUAUAUUCAACAAAUGCAGCAGGAAUCUUUUUGAAACCUCAUAAUUUUAAUGGUGAUCCAAUAGAAUUUCGCAACGAGGACACCGAUUUUGUAAAAGAUCUUACAUUUUGGAAUGUUAAUGCUGACCUCAAAUUAAUUAUUGGAAUUACUUCUGAUAACAGCCAACUAAUUUGCUGGAAUUUGGAAAGUGGACAAAUCGUAGGUGCUGAUGCUUUUGAUAAUCGUCAUCAUAUUUUCUCGAUGAACAAAAGCUUCUUAUUUUUAAUUACCAACCAUCUGGAAAUAACAGCAGUAAAAUUUAUCAUUGACUUAGAAGGUGUUUUUGAUGAAGUAAUCGUUCAAGAUACAAUCAUAGUAAAUUUGCCGAGAAAAUUUAAUUCCUUCGGAUUUGAAAUAAUUGAAAUCUCUACAAAUGCAGAAAUUGUAUCAAUAGUACGAAGAAGAAAUAAAAUAUUCAAAGUAGUUCAAUUAAAAAUUAUAUUUAAUGAUCCAGAAGAUGAUGAAAGUUUUUAUUUUAGUGUUUUCAAUAUAAAACGGUAUUCUUUGCCAGAUGUUGAUGAAAAUACACCAAUCAAAUGCCAUGUUGCAUUGAGUAAAUUUUUAUUGCUCAGUUUUGGUUCAAUAUUGUUUGUUCAUCUGAUUGAAGAACCGAAUACAAACCAACGGAAGAAAACAUCAAGAUGGGAGUAUGAUAGAAUUAUUACAAGUAUAAAAAUGUUUAUUGAUGUUAUACUUUUGGGUUUUGAGAAUGGAAAGCUGGGUAUCCAGAGAUUUAAGUACGUCAAUAACAGAAAAGUAGUCAGGAUUAAUUAUAUAGAACUACAAGUUGACGAUCAUGCGAUAAAAAAUAUUCUUAUUGAUACUAUUGAUGACAAACCUUACAUUUUUGUUGAUUUGAAGCUAUUAAUUCAAGAAUCAACACGCGCAAGUGUCAGUAUUUAA
Molecule: messenger RNA, 1461 nt
Organism: Cotesia congregata
Lineage: Eukaryota; Metazoa; Arthropoda; Insecta; Hymenoptera; Braconidae
Source: the annotation of a GenBank genome assembly